This is a messenger RNA of Aureobasidium pullulans EXF-150, 1059 nucleotides long. RefSeq lists its product as uncharacterized. The transcript is spliced from 2 exons. Gene Ontology annotation, biological process: exonucleolytic trimming to generate mature 3'-end of 5.8S rRNA from tricistronic rRNA transcript (SSU-rRNA, 5.8S rRNA, LSU-rRNA); U4 snRNA 3'-end processing; nuclear polyadenylation-dependent mRNA catabolic process. The record is from RefSeq and is a predicted model, not a curated record. Lineage: Eukaryota; Fungi; Ascomycota; Dothideomycetes; Dothideales; Saccotheciaceae. Gene Ontology annotation, cellular component: nuclear exosome (RNase complex); cytoplasmic exosome (RNase complex). Bases 1 to 1059 code for a protein of 352 amino acids.
AUGGCGCCGACAAGCGCAAACCUCUCGCCGGCCGAGCUGAGCUACCUACACAACUCCCUCUCACAAACACCGCCCAUCCGCCCCGACGGCCGCAGCCCCACCCAAUUCCGUCCUCUGGUCGCCGAAUCCGAGAUCCUACCUUCAGCAAACGGCUCAGCGCGUAUUUGUUUCGCAGAUGGCACCGAAGCAGUAGUCGGCAUCAAGGCCGAAGUCGAAAAGAGCGCUGGUUUCGGUCGCGACAUUGCUGGCGAGACAGAAGAGGCUGGUCUGGGUACAGCAGGAGGCAAUGAGAUUGAAAUGGGAGGCAUGGGCAAGGGAGACGAGGGAAAGCAAGGAAGAGAUGCUUGGGUCGAGGUGCAGAUUGAGAUGCCUGGAUACAGAGACGACGAUGCAUUGCCUGUCUUCUUGGGCGCCAUGCUGCGUGAGAGUCUGCUGGCCACAGAGACGCUGAAGAAUCGCUUAUACAUCAACCGCCGUUUCCACUGGCGCUUGUACAUUGACAUCCUACUCCUCUCAGCACCGCUAUCAUACCCCCUUCCUCUCCUCUCGCUAACAACACAUCUCGCCCUCCAACACACCAACCUGCCUGCCCUCAUCUCAGAACAAGACGAAGACCCGCUAUUCAACGACGACUGGGACGCCGCCGUACCCCUCUACCUCUCAGGCCAAAAGCCUCCCGUCACACUUCUCCUCGCCUCCGUAGGCCCAAACAUCCUCUUCGACCCCAGCGGCGAUGAGCUCGCCGUCGCAGAUGCCGUUGUCGCCGUCAGUGUCGCACCAUCAGCUGAGAAGCAACUUGCCGUCAUGGCUGUACGAAUGGUAGAUCCGCCGUCAAGGUUGACAGGAGCUGGCACACCGGAUGUGCUCAAUACUGCUACAGGCGGUGCUGCGCCGGCUAAGGCUGAAGCCCUUGCAGUCAGAGAGACUGAGAGCGGCGUGUGGAGACCGCCCAGAGGUGGUGUGAGCCGCAGCCUUGUGGCUCGCAUGAUCAAGAUGGUCGUCGAGAAGGGUGGUGUUGGCGAGGAAAUCCUCGAGGCUCUGGACAAAGUCGAGACUUGA